CGUAAAUUGCACAUGUGCUUCAAGUGAUAUACAGUAGAUUGGUUAAUAUUUUUUACAGUGCGUGAAUUAAUAUUAAWUAAUUAAUUAUGUCUCGAUUAAUUGUAAAAAAUUUACCUAAGAGUGUUACUGAACCUAAAUUGAAAGAAUUGUUUAGUGAAAAAGGUAUAGUUACCGAUGUACAAUUGAAAUAUACAAAAGAUGGAAAGUUCAGGCAUUUUGGUUUUAUUGGAUUCAAAACUGAAGAAGAAGCAUUAAAAGCUAAAGAAUAUUUUGAUAAAACUUGCAUAGAUACUUUUAGAAUAUCUGUGGAUGUGUGUGCUGAUUUAGGUGACCCAUCAAAACCAAAAUCAUGGAGUAAAUAUGCACCGGAUAGUUCUUCUUAUAAACAAUUACAUGAUAAAACCAAAAAUGAUAAAGAUGGUAAAGCAGAGAACAAUAAUGAAAAUGAAACUCCUAAAGAAGCAAAAAAGAAAAAGAAGAAAAAUAAGGAAGAACAAUCUGCAGAGGUUAAAGAAGCCAUUGCAAAGCAUAAAGAUGAUCCAUUGUUCAUGGAAUUUCUUGAAAGUCAUGCUGUAGCAGAUUCAAAGAAAAAUUGGAUAAAUGAUGCUGUAAUCGAAACUAUAGCGAACCAAGGAGAUCAAGAAAAUGAUGAGAAAAAUGAUUCUGCUCAUAAAAAUGAUGAAGGAGAUAAAGAAGAAGAUAAAGAAAUGAAAGAAGAAAAAGAUGAGAAGGAAAAGAUUGCUAAUAAAGUUAUAUCAGAUUUAGAAUAUAUGGAAGCUUUAAAGAAAAAAACACAAACUAUUGAGAAGAAAGAAGUAUCUGCAUCAAAGCAUGGUCCUGUCAAGUUUUUUACAGUAAAAUUACGAGGAUUAGGAUACAACCAUAAAAAGAAACACAUCAAACAAUUUUUUCAUCCUUUAAAACCAAAAUCUAUACGCGUACCACCAAAAAUCAAAGGGAUAGCUUAUGUUGGAUUUAAAUCUGAACAGCAAAUGAGAAAGGCUUUAUUAAAAAAUAAAAGUUUUUUUGAAGGUAAACAGAUAUUUUUAACGAAAUACGAAGAACAUUUAGAAAUUAAAGAAGAUAACAAUACAGAAACUAACAACUCUAAUGUUAAAUGGAAAAAACAAGAGGAGUCAUUAAAAAAUGAAGAAAGUAUAGCAGAAUCUGGAAGAAUGUUUAUACGAAAUCUGACUUAUACGACAACAGAGGAUGACAUCAGGCAACUAUUUGAAAAAUAUGGCCCCUUAACCGAAGUUAAUUUACCCGUGGAUCGGACUACCAGAAAACCAAAAGGUUUUGGUACAAUAACGUUUUUAAUGCCUGAACAUGCUAUCAAAGCUUAUACUGAAUUGGAUGGUUCUAUCUUAAAUGGUAGAAUGUUACAUUUGCUUCCAGGCAAAGCAAAAUCUUCUAUAUUGGAUCACGUUGAUUUAGAAAAUUUACCUUACAAACAGAAGAAAGAAAUACAAAAUAAAAUGACUGCAAAUUCAUCUCACAAUUGGAAUACAUUAUUUUUGGGACAAAAUGCUAUUGCUGAAGCAAUAGCUGCAACAUACAACACGACUAAAGAACACGUAUUGGAAGAUGAUUCAAAAGGUAUGAGUACUGCCGUUAAAUUAGCAUUGGGUGAAACACAAUUAGUACAGGAGACCAAAAAGUUUUUGGAAGAAAACGAAGUUUCUUUGGACGCAUUUAAUCAACCUUCAGAAACACGAUCGAAGAAUGUUAUACUGGUUAAAAAUUUACCAGCUGGUACAGAAUCUAAGGAAAUCUAUAACAUGUUUUCUAAACAUGGAGAACUUGGAAGAGUUGUUAUGCCACCAUCAGGAAUAACAGCCUUGGUGGAAUUUUUAGAACCUUCAGAAGCACGCAAAGCAUUUACAAAAUUAGCAUAUACUAAAUUCAAACAUUUACCACUUUAUCUGGAAUGGGCGCCGGAUAAUAGUUUUACGAAAAAACUUAGCGAAUCGAAUAAAAAUAAAAAUAAACAUAACGUUCAAAAUAAAUUGCCGGACACUGUGGCAUCUGUAGAAAUGAACAAUGUAGACAAAGAUAAGUCAAAUGAAAAACAUUCGAAUGAAGAAAAUAAAGAAAUGGAGGAAGACGACGAAGAACCUGAACCAGAAACAACUAUUUUUGUUAAAAAUAUUAACUUCUCGACUACCGAAAGUGCAUUGAAAGAGUAUUUUGCUAAAUGUGGUCCCAUUCAUUACGCAAUGAUAGCGACUAAAAAAGAUUUAUCAAAUCCUGGUGGAAAAUUGUCCAUGGGUUAUGGUUUUGUUAGAUAUAAAUAUCAACACGAUGCAAAUCGUGCUUUAAAAACAUUACAAAUGACAGUACUCGAUGGUAAAACUUUGGAAUUAAAAAGAUCUGAGAGAACACUCGCGAGCGAUGUUAAAACUGCAAAAAAAUCAUCUAAAGUAACACCACAAACGGGAACCAAAAUUUUAGUUAGAAAUGUACCAUUCCAAGCGACAGUCCAAGAAAUUGCAGAAUUAUUUAAAGCAUUUGGUGAAUUGAAAGCUGUAAGAUUACCAAAAAAAUUGAUAGGCGCUGAAAAACAUAGAGGAUUUGGUUUCGUUGAAUAUUACACGAGAAGCGAAGCAAAGAGAGCAUUUCAAGCAUUAUGUCAGAGUACUCAUUUGUACGGCAGAAGAUUAGUAUUAGAAUGGGCUCAAAAGGAAGAGGGCAUUGAAGAAAUUAGAAAAAGAACUGCUAAACAUUUUCACGAAGAGAGCGUGAUAAAAAAGAGUAAAAAAUCAGUCUUGAAUCCUGAAACGGUUGGAUUAGAAGAAGAAGAAGUUGAAUAAAUUAUUUUAUUCUAUUUCAUUGAUAUA
This is a messenger RNA of Polistes dominula (European paper wasp), 2840 nucleotides long. Its product is annotated as putative RNA-binding protein 19. Lineage: Eukaryota; Metazoa; Arthropoda; Insecta; Hymenoptera; Vespidae. The record is from RefSeq and is a predicted model, not a curated record. Gene Ontology annotation, cellular component: nucleolus. Gene Ontology annotation, molecular function: mRNA binding.